CUCCGCCUGCUGCAUUUAACUCGGGACAAGGUGCAGAGAGACAGGGAUGCUGAUACAAGAGGAGAUUUAGUGCAGGAGACAAAAGUAGGACAGACGCGAGGGGAGCCGCGCUUGAGAUAUCGGUCAGCGCAACGCAGGAUCGGUCAUGGUCGGCCGGGGAUUAUGGGUAUGUAAGCACCGAUGCGGGAAACGAGGGAGCAGGGUUGGGGUUGUGCGUGUUGUUUGUCUGGUGGUCGCGAGCGCAGCCCUCCUGGCUCUCCUCUUCGUGGACUUCAUUGAGUUAUGGCUCACCUCCAUGGGCAUGAACGCAGCGCUGGAGGCGCACACCGGCGCCAUCCCUCCGCAGAGCGUCCCUCCCACCAGACCCGAGGAGUUCCUGCUCAUGCCCAGCCCGCUCGCCUGCCAACGUGCCAAGCCUUACCUCAUCACCAUGGUAACCUCAGCUCCUGCCAAUCAGAGAGCCCGUCAAGCCAUCAGAGACACAUGGGGCGGGGAGGUUGAGGUGGGGGGUCUGCGGGUCAUGACCCUCUUCAUGGUAGGUGUGGCUUCCGAUCCCGGAUUGGCCAAGAUGUUGGUGGUUGAGGCCAGAGAGAGAGGAGAUGUGAUUCAGGGGAGGUUUUUGGACACCUAUUCCAAUCUGACGCUGAAGACCGUGUCCAUGCUGGGCUGGGCCCGCCGCUUCUGCCCUCAGGCCAGCUUCAUGGCCAAAGUGGAUGAUGACGUUUUGUUCAAUCCCAGCGCUCUCCUGCACUUCUUGAACAGGACUCAGAACCCUUAUGAACAAGGAGACUUGUACCUCGGAAGGGUACACCUUCACGUGGCUCCAAAUCGGGACCCGGAGAGCAAGCACUACCUCCCGUCCAGGGCCUACCCUGCCUCAGUCUUUCCAGACUACUGCAGCGGGACAGCGUAUGUUCUCUCCCACUCCACUUUGCUCAAAAUUUCUCUCAUCGCCACUGCGUCAUCUUUAUCCACACCUCUGCCCCCUGAGGACAUCUUCGUGGGUCUGUGCGCCCGUGCAGCCGGGGUGCUGCCCUCACACUGCCCACUCUUCUCUGGCAGCCUGUUGUUGCCUUACGGCCGCUGCUGCUACCAGGCAAUGGUGUCUGUCCACCACAUCCCACCCAGGGACAUGCUGCACUACUGGCCUGAUAUCCACUCAUCUGCCUGCUCCUGGCUGAGCCUGCGCACUUCUUUGGGAGUUUGCAAAAUCAGGGCGCUGCUCUGGAUGGCUCUGGGUCUGGAAGAGGGGUUGUGAGGGUAAACUGGAAAAGCUGGGCUCACCGGAGCUUCGAUACUGUGAACAGCACAAGUGCUCUCUGAGGCAAUGUGCAGAAAAAAAAUAACUAUUUUUGUAUCUUUAUUUUUAAAUUAUGUACUUAAAGUGCUUAUUGUUUAGUGUAGAGAAAAAGGUCAAUCAAUAUUUUUAGUCACAUCUUGUUGGAUCCUGUAUCAUGUUGAUGUGCCUGCAAACAAUAUUUUGAUGCUGAAAAGGAAGCUGAGGAAAUCUGAUGGACAUAAUCGCUGGCAGAUCUAAGGGGGGAGGGGCGG
Thalassophryne amazonica is the source of this 1551-nucleotide messenger RNA. It is a transcript of the gene b3galt4, whose product is annotated as UDP-Gal:betaGlcNAc beta 1,3-galactosyltransferase, polypeptide 4. The record is from RefSeq and is a predicted model, not a curated record. Gene Ontology annotation, cellular component: membrane. The transcript has a single exon. Lineage: Eukaryota; Metazoa; Chordata; Actinopteri; Batrachoidiformes; Batrachoididae. Gene Ontology annotation, molecular function: N-acetyl-beta-D-glucosaminide beta-(1,3)-galactosyltransferase activity. Bases 146 to 1258 code for a protein of 370 amino acids.